AUGUUUAGCAGUCAAAGUAUGUAAGAGCAUAUUUUGUAUCGUUUUCUUAUAAAACUAUUUUAUCUAUAUGACGAAAUCUAUUAAUACCUAUCGAUUAAAUCAGAAACUGCCAACCCUCCUGCAAUUCUUAUACCUGAUACUGUUAUUUUUAUUCCUUAAUGCCCUUCUACUCGUAUUACACUGAUAAAGAAACCGGGGAAAUAAAAAAGAAAAUGAGAAAGAAUGUAACU
Messenger RNA from Paramecium sonneborni, 230 nucleotides. The record is from the annotation of a GenBank genome assembly. Lineage: Eukaryota; Ciliophora; Oligohymenophorea; Peniculida; Parameciidae.